Molecule: messenger RNA, 1807 nt
Organism: Ochotona curzoniae (black-lipped pika)
Lineage: Eukaryota; Metazoa; Chordata; Mammalia; Lagomorpha; Ochotonidae
Gene: NAGA
Product: alpha-N-acetylgalactosaminidase
Exons: 10
Coding region: 101-1336 (411 amino acids)
Biological process (GO): glycoside catabolic process; oligosaccharide metabolic process; glycosylceramide catabolic process
Cellular component (GO): cytoplasm
Molecular function (GO): alpha-galactosidase activity
Source: RefSeq, a predicted model, not a curated record
GCGAAGGUGGCGCUGGGUGCGGUUGGUCGCUAGGCAGCUUCCGGAGUUCAGUAUAGAAAAGCGGAUAAAACGGAGCAGGUGCGGUGAGGACCCCAGAAGAAUGUUGCUGAAAACAGUGCUCUUGCAGGCCCUGGUGGGCCAGGUGCUGCUGCUGGAGAACGGGCUCCUGCGGACGCCACCCAUGGGCUGGCUGGCCUGGGAACGCUUCCGCUGCAACAUCGACUGUCAUGAGGACCCCAAGAACUGCAUCAGUGAGUGGCUGUUCAUGGAGAUGGCUGACCGGCUGGCCCAGGACGGAUGGCGGGACCUGGGCUACGUGUACCUCAACAUCGACGACUGCUGGAUUGGCGGCCGUGAUGACCAGGGCCGGCUUGUGCCUGACUCCAAGCGCUUCCCCCACGGCAUCGCCUUCCUGGCCGACUACGCUCACUCCCUGGGCCUGAAGCUGGGCAUCUAUGAGGACAUGGGCAACUUCACCUGCAUGGGGUACCCAGGCACCACGCUGGACAAGGUGGAACUGGACGCAAAGACCUUUGCCAGCUGGAAGGUGGACUUGCUGAAGCUUGAUGGCUGCUAUUCCACGUCCGAGGAGCGGAGCCUGGGGUAUCCCAAGAUGUCUGCCGCCCUGAAUGCCACAGGCCGCCCCAUCGCCUUCUCCUGCAGCUGGCCAGCCUACGAGGGGGGCCUCCCCCCCAAGGUGAACUACAGCCUUCUGGCUGACAUCUGCAACCUCUGGCGCAACUACGACGACAUCCAGGACUCCUGGAAAAGUGUGCUGUCCAUCGUGGACUGGUUUGUGAAGCACCAGGACGUCCUGCAGCCAGUGGCUGGCCCUGGGAGCUGGAACGACCCAGACAUGCUGCUCAUAGGGAACUUUGGACUCAGCUUCGAGCAAGCCCGGUCCCAAAUGGCCUUGUGGACGAUACUGGCAGCCCCCCUCUUCAUGUCCACAGACCUGCGUACCAUCUCACCCCAGAACAUGGACAUCCUGCAGAAUCCACUCAUGAUCAAAAUCAACCAGGAUCCCUUGGGUAUCCAGGGACGCAGGAUUCUUAAGGAAAAAUCUCACAUUGAAGUGUUCAAGCGGCCGCUGUCUGGGGAGGCCAGUGCCCUGGUCUUCUUCAGCCGCAGGACGGACAUGCCUUACCGCUACCACUCCUCCCUGUCGCAGCUGAACUACACCGGCUCCAAGGUCUACGAGGCCCAGGAUGUGUUCUCAGGUGACGUCAUCAGCGGCCUCCGGGAUGAAACCAACUUCACAGUGAUCAUCAACCCUUCAGGGGUCGUGAUGUGGUACCUGUAUCCCAUCAAGAGCAUAGAGAUAUCUCAGUCGUGAAGGGCUGGGCCAUGUGACAGGCUGUGGCCGCCCCAGAGCCCAGACCCUGGAGCCACGGCAUGCUGAGGGCAGGUGGGCAGGGCUCUGCUGCCUCGGGCCCGCUCAUCCACAUGACCACACCAAACCCAAAGUGCCAUCUCGACGCCAGUUCCCAGGCCCUCUCAGACACUUCUCUUGGGGUGAUUUCCUGCGGCCUCCUCGCCUCCACCUCAGUUCCACAGCCCCGCGGAUGUUGCUGAGCGCUCGGCUGGCCUCCUGAGCCCCGGCGUGCAGGGGCGCGGAUGCUCGUCAGGACUCUAGCCUCAGAAUCAGGAUUCGGAAUCUUUGUGAUUAGGAGUCGCGCUCUGGCCUCUUGGAUUGUGUGACUGGCUCUCCUGCCUGGAGAAGGCCGUGCAGGCCGGAACCGCUGUGAGGGAGGGGCAGGACGAGACUGGCUCCCUCAGCUCGCCAAUAAAGUUGCUGUUUAGUCAA